AUGAAAAGUGACAUUCAUAAGAAAAUAGAUAUUACCCAAAACAAAAAAUUUGCAUCAGACAUGUAUUGUUUUUCCUCUAUAAUAACAUCAUUUUUAAAAGACCUUCCAUCUCCAAUUUUUUCAUAUUCAGAUAGAAAUAUGUUUUUAUCAGCUAUUUCCCAAUUUAAAGAAAUUAAUGAUUUACCUAAAACUGUUACUGCAUUAGCAUUAGCAAUUCGAAGAAUUGAUCCAAUUAAACGAAGGUAUUUAAUAUUUAUGCUAAAUCUAUAUUAUUCUAUUACUCAACAAAAAGAAAUCAAUAAAAUGGAUUUCAGUUUGUUACUUUCCUUUUUUAUGAUUUUGUAA
Messenger RNA from Entamoeba nuttalli P19, 345 nucleotides. RefSeq lists its product as hypothetical. The transcript has a single exon. The record is from RefSeq and is a predicted model, not a curated record. The coding region runs from base 1 to 345 and encodes 114 amino acids. NCBI's taxonomy places the organism in Eukaryota, Evosea, Mastigamoebida, Endamoebidae. Gene Ontology annotation, biological process: signal transduction.